Homo sapiens (human) is the source of this 8821-nucleotide messenger RNA. RefSeq names its product leucine rich repeat containing 27 (gene LRRC27). The transcript has 11 exons. Bases 963 to 2555 code for a protein of 530 amino acids. The record is from RefSeq and is a predicted model, not a curated record. NCBI's taxonomy places the organism in Eukaryota, Metazoa, Chordata, Mammalia, Primates, Hominidae.
AUUGUCGGGCUGCUGCUCUCAGCGGCGGGGCUCGCCAGCGCUUCAGUGGGCGGGGACGCGGCAGGUGAGACGGGGCGGGUACGGCCAGCUCGCUGAGCCCUCGAGGCGGGCGGCGGCAGGAAGGUGGUGCCUCGGCCCGUCGUGCCCUGUCGCCUAGCUCCAGCCGCGAUGCUGACCGCAAAGGCUGCCCUUCUGAGGCCUGGAAUGUGAGGCCCAGAGCGUCGGACCCAACUCAGCCUCGCCCGGAUGGGGAAAUCGAGGCAGGGAGCGGGGGUGGGCGUGCGUGGGGAUCCCUUGAAGGCAGCCUCGGAAACCCCACGGAGCCUGCGCUGCCUGGGCCCUGUGUGAGUCCAGGCUGUUGUUUCACUUCUGGUUUUAAGAUACUUUCCCUGUUCUGAGGUUUGAAGCCUCCCCUCCUCUGUUUUAAGUUCCGUGAUUCGGAGAAAACAAGUGAACUGACCGUGAAAAAGCCCGCGGGCUUCCAUGGAAUGCAGGCUGCCUGGGGUUGAACCCUGCUGGGUCCCGGUGUCGCCUCUACCCCCCAAUUAACUGCGCCCCUGGAACAGUUCCCUAACUGAUCUGCGCCUCAUAUGCCAAUCAUUGGGCUGUUGAGUGACUUGAAUUAGGUGAACUGAUGCAUUCCAACGUUGAUUCUUAUUGCCGAAUAAAUUGUUUGGAAAUUGCAAGUGGAAGUGUGCCUCGCUGAAUGAGAUUUUGGUGAACAAUACUUCUGAGUAAAAGUGUUGCUGGACAACGAAAAUUCGAGAUUAAUUUAACAGGUUUUUCCCCGGUGCUUAACUGGGUGUAAGCCAGACUUAGUUCUGGUCACUGGGUCAAAAUGGUAAACAAAAGACAGGCUUCCUGGCCUCAAGAAACUAAAAACAUAGUUCAAAUGGCACAGAACCACACCAGAGGUGACUCCAGACCAAGGAGGAUGAGCUGCUGUCCCUGGAAGAGAACGGAUGGAGGGAAGCAGCUCCUACGAAGUUCCCUCUGUGGCUGCUGCUGAUCUGGAGGAGGGUGCUGGUCAGACUAGGAGCUUGCCUGCCACCCCCUCCAAAGAUGUUCACAAGGGUGUUGGAGGCAUCAUCUUUUCCUCCUCACCGAUUUUAGACUUGAGUGAAAGUGGUCUGUGCCGUUUGGAGGAGGUCUUUAGAAUCCCCAGCCUUCAACAAUUGCAUCUGCAAAGGAAUGCCCUGUGUGUGAUUCCUCAAGAUUUCUUUCAGUUGCUUCCGAACCUGACUUGGCUGGACCUCCGGUACAAUAGAAUUAAAGCGCUUCCUUCUGGGAUUGGAGCUCACCAGCAUUUGAAAACUUUGCUUUUAGAAAGAAAUCCUAUCAAAAUGUUACCUGUGGAGCUGGGGAGCGUAACCACGCUGAAAGCACUGAACCUAAGACACUGCCCUCUGGAAUUCCCUCCUCAGCUCGUUGUGCAGAAGGGAUUGGUGGCUAUCCAGCGCUUCCUGCGGAUGUGGGCAGUAGAACACUCUCUCCCCAGAAAUCCAACUUCUCAAGAGGCUCCACCGGUUAGAGAGAUGACCCUCCGUGACCUCCCGAGCCCAGGACUGGAGUUGUCUGGAGACCACGCGUCUAACCAAGGAGCUGUGAACGCUCAGGACCCAGAGGGGGCUGUGAUGAAAGAGAAGGCCAGCUUUCUCCCACCUGUGGAAAAGCCAGACCUGAGUGAACUCAGGAAGUCUGCGGACUCCUCAGAGAACUGGCCCAGCGAGGAGGAGAUCAGGCGCUUUUGGAAGCUGAGGCAGGAGAUUGUUGAGCACGUGAAGGCAGACGUUCUGGGAGAUCAGCUCUUGACGAGGGAAUUACCUCCAAAUCUCAAGGCGGCCUUGAACAUUGAGAAAGAACUACCAAAGCCAAGACACGUUUUCAGAAGGAAGACAGCCUCCUCCAGGAGCAUCUUACCCGACCUCUUGUCACCGUACCAAAUGGCGAUCCGAGCAAAAAGACUGGAAGAGAGCCGAGCGGCGGCGCUCCGAGAGCUCCAGGAGAAGCAGGCUCUGAUGGAGCAGCAGAGACGAGAGAAAAGGGCACUGCAGGAGUGGAGAGAGCGAGCCCAGAGGAUGAGGAAGAGGAAGGAAGAGCUCAGCAAACUCCUGCCUCCGCGGAGGAGCAUGGUGGCAUCAAAGAUUCCCUCUGCCACAGAUCUGAUAGAUAACAGGAAAGUACCACUGAAUCCGCCUGGAAAAAUGAAACCAAGCAAAGAGAAAUCGCCACAAGCAAGUAAAGAAAUGAGUGCCCUGCAGGAGAGAAAUUUAGAAGAGAAGAUAAAACAGCACGUCCUCCAAAUGCGUGAGCAAAGAAGAUUCCAUGGCCAGGCCCCACUGGAGGAGAUGAGGAAGGCUGCCGAGGAUCUGGAAAUUGCCACAGAGCUACAGGAUGAAGUAUUGAAGCUAAAAUUGGGAUUAACCUUGAACAAAGAUCGUCGACGGGCGGCCCUCACUGGAAACCUUUCGCUUGGCCUGCCGGCAGCACAGCCUCAAAAUACAUUUUUUAACACAAAAUAUGGAGAAUCAGGAAAUGUUCGCAGAUACCAGUGACACCAGGUGGCUGGACUGAUGGAGACGUCUUCAGACAGGAGCCGCUCAGUCUUCUUUCCCGGGCGUCGCCUCCUGUGUGGUGCCGGAAGAGCGCCAGGUUCAGUGUUACCCUGAGGGCUGAUUUCGCGCAGCCUGUUGUUUUCCUUAGACAGGUCCACGUCCCUCUCCUGAGGCUGUGGAAGAUUUCAGCCGUAUUAAAAGAAAGGACACUGUGAGCACGUGGUCUCGCCUUCCCUUCUUCCUGCAGGUUCCCGCCAAGCCAUGUGACAGAGUGCUCACACUCAGGCACUUGCCUCUCUCCUGUCCUGGAGCCCUUGUUACAAAAGUACUCACAGCUUUCCUUCACUUAGUUAUUUGAGUGUGGGAGAGGAGACCAGGUCACCCGAUUCCCGCCAAGCCGGAAGUCCCUGCAGCACCACCUUUGGCUAGGAGGGAGGGGUGACAGCCAAAAAGGGCUUCGGGGGAGUGGUUACCCUGCUCCCUGCCCAGUGACAAGCCCUCCUUUCCCCUGGGGGCCCUCCUUUCCCCUGCUCCCUGCCCAGCUACGGGGCCCUCCUUUCAGCCUUGACCCCUUCCUGGUUGCUACCACUCAGGCUGCCACUCAGUGGACUCCACCCCAGGGACACGGCAGGGUCUGCAGACCUCCCCAUGCUAGAUCAGCCGUAUUUCAUGCUCUGUCUGCCCAGGCUGUGUAGAUUCUGUGUGACUUAGUCUCUUGUGCUGAGUGUUUGCUUGGAUCUUGAAAACAUCUUUGGUUUGAUUUCUUUAACAGAGGUGAGACUAUUCAGACUUUGUUUAUUUUUGUGUUAAUUUUGGUAAAUAUGGUUUCAGUGAGUUUCCUCAUUUCAUCCAAGUUGUGCAAUGUAUCAGCAUAAAGUUCCUCUUAUUUUCAGUAUCUUUAGGAUCCGUAAUAAUGUCCCCUCUUUUAUUCUUGACCUGGUGUUCUUCAUCAUUCUUGCUAUGGAUUUAUCAAUUUUGUUCCUCUUUUCCAAAAGCCCCAGGUUUUGGCUUCACUGGAUUUGCUGUUUGUCUUCUGUCUCAUGGGUCUCUGCGCCCUGCACUUCGUACUUUCCGAGAGUUUAACUGGUGCUUAGAGAGAAAUGCAUCACUUCCAAACCCAUGUAUUAGAGAAGAAGGGCGUGAAAUUUAUCACCUAAGCUUUCCAUUCAGGAAGCUAGAAAAGGUGUCAGUGACCUGUUGCGGCCCAGCGGCUGGAGCAGCAGACGUUUGCCAUUUCUCACGCCUGAGGGCAGGCGUUGGAGCAGCUCAGCCGGCGUUGCUGGUCAGGGUCUCCCGUGAGGCUGGAGUCAGCCGUGGGUUGAGCUGCUCUCCUCUGAAGGUUUAACUGGGCUUGGGGCUCAGCUUCCAAGGUGCUCACCUGGUUGUUGAUCAGAGAGCGUGUCCGUUGUGAUCCCAGUCCUUUGAAACUGUGAAGCCUCGCCCCGCGGCCUGCCGCAGGAUAUGUUUUGGUAAAUGUAGACUGUGCACUUGAGAAGAAUGUAUUUUGAGUUGUUGGGUACAUUGUUUUGUGUGUGUCAGGUGACAUUGACUAAUCCUGUUGCUCAGAGCUCCUGUACCCUUACUGACUGACUUAAGCCUGGUUUCUCAGUUACUGAGAGAGGCCUGUGAACAGUUCUAGCUAUGAUCAUGAACAUGUGUUUUCUUCUUAGUUAUGUGAGUUUUUGCUAUACGUGUUUUGGGGCUAUUUUGUCAGAUGCCUACAAAUUUAGGAUUGUUUUAUCUUCCUGUCGAACUGACCUUGUCAUUAUUAUGAACUAUUUCUCUUCGCCUCUCCUUUUCACUUCUUGCCUUCUGUGGAUUUUGUCUGAUACUAAUCCAGGCACACUGCUGCUGUUUUGGUCAGCGUUUUCAUAAUGCAUCUUCUUCCCUCCUUCUACUGUACUGGAUUUAAAGCGCACCUUAUAGAGACAUCAUAUACUCGGGACUCCUUUUCUUUCUCUAGCUGCCAGUUCUGUGUUUCAGUUACAGUGUUUGGCCCUCACAUUUAAGGUGCGUGUGCGUACGGCGGAUUCCGUGCCCAUCUCAUGUUUUUAUUCCCUUUAUUCUUCUUUUGCUGCUUUCUGAUAGUGAUCAAUUUUUUUAUUUAUAUCUCUUGUAUUAGAGUUUUAGUAAUAUCUUUUAAUAUUAUUCUCUUGGGUGUUGCCUUAGAGAUUUCAUACAUGCCCUUGAGUUCAUUAGCAUUUCCUGAAUGAGCCAAUGACCCUGAGAAGGUCCCUCCCAUCUGCCAGUUCCCUGCCAUUGAUGCUGUUGCUCUCGUCCGCCUCCCUUCCACAGGUAAGCACGCAAGACACAGGUACCGUGUGCCCCAACGGUGUCUUGACUCGCUGUUCCUAGACAUCAGUGUUUGCUUCACUUUACCCAUCCCGAUGCUCUUCCUUCCUGCAGCUUCAUGCUCCAAUGAGGGCUGAUUUUCAUUUAGCUAAAUAACUUUUUUUUAAGUAUUUCUUUGUAUCAUGGUUAUGCUUUGACUGGCCGUAAGUUCUCUCAGCUUUUGUUUGUCUGAAAAUAAAUUUAGUUCGCCUUUAUUCUGCACAGGACAGAAUUCUAGGUGGAUGAUUUUUGCCAUUCCCAGAACUUUAAAGAUGGGCUCCACUGUCUUCUGGCUCCCAUGUGUUUUGUUAAAAAUUCAGUGUUCAGGCCGGGUGCUGUGGCUCACGCCUGUAAUCCCAGCACUUUGGGAGGCCGAGGCGAGUGGAUCACGAGGUCAGGAGAUCGAGACCAUCCUGGCUAACACGGUGAAACCCCGUCUCUACUAAAAAAUACAAAAAAUUAGCCGGGCGUGGUGGCUGUAGUCGCAGCUACUCAGGAGGCUGAGGCGGGAGAAUGGCGUGAACCCAGGAGACGGAGCUUGCAGUGAGCCGAGAUCGCGCCACUGCACUCCAGCCUGGGCGACAGAGCGAGACUCCGUCUCAAAAAAAAAAAAAAAAGAUUCAAUGUUCAUUGUUAUUUGUUGCUCCUUUGAAGGUAAUGGGUCUUUUUUCUUUGUCUUAAAAUUGUUUCUCCUUAUCUUUGGUUUUCAGCAGUCUGUGCUGUGCCUGGAUGUAAUUUUCUUUUUACGUAUUUUUCUUGGAAUAUACAGAACUCAAAUCUGGGAGUUAGCAUCUUUCAUCAGUUUUGGAAAAUUCUUAGCCAUUUUUUUUUUUUUUACUAUUUUUUCCCCUGUUCUCCCUCUUCUCCCUGAGACUUCAGUUUUGUGUGUGUGUGCACAUGUGUGUAUGCAUUCGUGCGUACGAGUGUGUGCAUGUGUGCGCCCGUGUGUAUGUGCAUAUGUGAGUGUGUGUGGCUGUAACCUGCACGUCUCUUCUGUCAUGUGUUCUAUUUUUCAUUCCUCUCUGUACAUCAGGCUAGAUGCCUCCUGUCUACGUGGUUUUAGAUUUACGAAUCCUGUCUUCUGUUGUGUCCCACAGAAAAACCCAUGAGGUUUUUUAACAUUAAAAACAGCAGCUUUAUGAUAGAGAAAAAAACACAAACAUAGACGAUUGUACCAUUGCACUCAGAAGAAACAUCCCAGGCCCUGAGCAGCGUGUCUUUCCUCGGCCGAGUCAGGCUUCCUGGUGAGCCUCAGGGAGUGCAUGGUCUCAGAUGCCAUCCUUCUCUUCUCCAGCAUUUCCACUCACCUCCGUGUUCUUGGGGAGUGCGUGGUGUCAGAUCCCAUCCUGCUCCUCUCCAGAGUUUCCGGUCACCUCCGUGUUCUCAGGGAGUGCGUGGUCUUGGAUGCCAUCCUGCUCAUCUCCAGCAUUUCCUCUCACCUCCGUGUUCUCGGGGAGUGCGUGGUGUCAGAUCCCAUCCUGCUCAUCUCCAGCAUUUCCUCUCACCUCUGUGUUCUCGGGGAGUGCGUGGUGUCAGAUCCCAUCCUGCUCCUCUCCAGCAUUUCCUCUCACCUCCGUGUUCUCGGGGAGUGCGUGGUGUCAGAUCCCAUCCUGCUCCUCUCCAGAGUUUCCUCUCACCUCCGUGUUCUCGGGGAGUGCGUGGUCUCAGAUCCCAUCCUGCUCCUCUCCAGAGUUUCCUCUCACCUCCGUGUUCUCAGGGAGUGCGUGGUCUUGGAUGCCAUCCUGCUCAUCUCCAGCAUUUCCUCUCACCUCCGUGUUCUCGGGGAGUGCGUGGUGUCAGAUCCCAUCCUGCUCCUCUCCAGCAUUUCCUCUCACCUCCGAGCUCUCGGGGAGUGCGUGGUCUCAGAUCCCAUCCUGCUCCUCUCCAGAGUUUCCUCUCACCUCCGUGUUCUCGUUCUCAUCUCUGCCGGAAUUCCACAUCUGCUCGUGCAUGCCAUCCACCUUUUCCACUAGAUCCUUUUACAUCAUCAUUAUAAUGAUUUUUUUUUAAUAAGUGUUUUCUUUCAGUUUUAAAUUUCAGAUGUUGUGUUUUUCAGGUCUAAGGUGUCUGGUAAUUUUUUGUGGAUGCCGAUUCUCUGUUGAAAUUCUCCAUCUUUUCAUUUCCUUUAUAUCUCUUUUCUUCUUUUUUCUAUAAUAUAUUACAUUUUUCUAAUAAGUUUUUAGUGAGUGUCCAGCAUUGUAUAAGUUGACCCUUGAACAAGAGUUUGAAUUAUAAGGGUCCACUUAUAAGUGGAUUUUUAAAAAAAUAUAUAUUGCAAAAAUUUUUGGAAAUUUGCAACAAUUUGAAAAACUUUGCAGAUGAGCCACAUAGCCUAGAAAUAUCUGAAAAAAGAAAAAGUUAUGUCAUGAAUGCAUAAAAUAUACAGACCAUACAUGGACCAUUCACAGUAGAGAGAAAUGUCGCCGUAAAGAUGCAGCAUUGGCCGAGUGCAGUGGCUCACGCCUGUAAUCCCAGCACUUUGGGAGGCCGAGGUGGGCAGAUCACCUAAGGUCAGGAGUUCAAGACCAGCCUGGCCAACAUGGAGAAACCCCGUGACUACUAAAAAUAAAAAAUUAGCCAGGCAUGGUGGCACAUGCCUGUAACUCCAGCUACUUGGGAGGCUGAGGCAGGAGAAUCACUUGAACCCGGAAGGCAGAGGUUGCAGUGAGCCGAGAUCACGCCAUUGCACUCCAGCCUGGGCAACAAGAGCAAAACUCUGUCUCAAAAAAAAAAAAAUGCAGCAUUAAAUUAUAACUGCAUGAAAUUAACUGCAGUCCACAGUGUGCUGCUGGAAUAAUUACAAAGCCACCUCCUGUUGCUAUUGCAGUGAGCGCAAGCAUGUCAAGGAUCCGCUUAAAACAUCGUGUGGUGCUAAUCUCUGCACGAGCGGUUCAUGUCUUCAGUACAUUGUGUAUCACGGUAAAAAGUGAUCUGUUUUAACUGGACAUGGUGGCACACGCCUGCAGUCCCAGCUACUCAGGAGGCUGAGGCAGGAGGAUCCCUUGAGCCCAGGAGGUCGAGGCUGCAGUGAGCUGUGAUUGCACCACUGCACUCAAGCCUGGGCAACAGAGUGAGACCCCAACUUGAAAAAAAGGGGACAUCGGGAUGUUCUUGUGUAUUUUUCAUGUUGAGCGCAAUACUGUAAACCUUGAAGAACACUUUGGGACCCAUAGAGUGCCACCAGUCAUGCCAAAGAGCUCCUGAGAAGCAGAGAAAAGUCAUGACAUUUCAAGAAAAAGUUGAAUUUCUUGAUAUGUUCCGUAGAUUGAGGUUUACAGCUGCGGUUGCCUACCAAUUCAAGAUAAAUGAAUCCAGCGUAAGGACCAUAGUAAAAAAAUAAGGAAAUUUGUGAGCAGGCACAAAAGCCUUAACACUUUCUGUGAAAUACCUUUUUAUCUUGUAUUGGGAAUGCAGCUUUUAUGUGGGUAUAGGAUUGCUGUGUGUGAUGGUUCAUAUUAAAUGUCAACUUGAUUAGAUUGAAGAAUGUAAAGUAUUGUUUCUGGGUGUUGCCAGAAGAGAUUAACAUUUGAGUCAGUGGACUGGGAGAAGACCCACCACAGUGUGGGCAGGCACCAUCCAGUCGGCUGCCAGCAUGGCUGGAAAAAGCAGGCAGAAGAAGGUGGCUGAAGCUGACUGGCUGAGUCUUCUGGCCUUCAUCUCUCUCCCAUGCUGGAUGCUUCCUGCCCUUGAACAUCAGACUCCAAGUUCUUUAGCUUUUGGACUCUUGGACCUACACUGGUGUUUUGCCAGGGGCUCUCGGGCCUUCGGCCACAGACUGAAGGCUGCACUGUCGGCUUCCCUCCUUUAGAGGUUUGGGGACUCAGACUGAGCUACUACUGGCUUCCUUGCCCCUCAGUUUGCAGACAGCCUAUUGUGGGACUUCACCCUGUGAUCCUGUGCCUCAGUUCUCCUUAAUAAACUCCAUUUCAUAUGUA